Molecule: messenger RNA, 947 nt
Organism: Melanotaenia boesemani (Boeseman's rainbowfish)
Lineage: Eukaryota; Metazoa; Chordata; Actinopteri; Atheriniformes; Melanotaeniidae
Gene: her8.2
Product: hairy-related 8.2
Exons: 4
Coding region: 28-633 (201 amino acids)
Biological process (GO): anterior/posterior pattern specification; regulation of neurogenesis; regulation of transcription by RNA polymerase II
Cellular component (GO): nucleus
Molecular function (GO): DNA-binding transcription factor activity, RNA polymerase II-specific; RNA polymerase II cis-regulatory region sequence-specific DNA binding; protein dimerization activity
Source: RefSeq, a predicted model, not a curated record
GAAGAAGGGACAGAACUGGGAAAAAUCAUGACUGCCUCUUCUGCAACGCACAACGUGGAGAAACAUCCCAGUGCAAAAGAGGAGAGAAAGCUGAGAAAGCCGCUCAUUGAGAGGAAACGACGGGAAAGGAUAAACAACUGUCUGGAUCAGCUGAAAGAAACCGUGAUCGGCGCGUUUAGGCUUGACCAAUCCAAACUGGAGAAGGCAGAUAUCCUCGAGAUGACUGUGAAACAUCUGCAGAACAUCCAGAAUAAUAAACUUAACGAUCCAACAGUAGGCCUGGAGGCUCAACAGAGAUAUAGUACAGGUUACAUCCAGUGCAUGCAUGAAGUCCACAACAUGCUGCUCACCUGUGACUGGAUGGACAAAACCCUAGGUUCCCGUCUGCUCAACCACCUCCUCAAGUCUCUGCCUAGGACCACCGAUGAGCGUACCUUUCCCCAUCCCACAUCCAGACAUGAUGUUCCUCCUUCUGCCAACCAAUCUCUCCCAGGCACCCCUGUCAGGGGAGAUCUGCUGCCCAGGAGCCAGCUGCAGAUGGAGGCUCCUGCCUGCCAGGUGGCUGAGCAGCAGGAGAAACCAUUGCUCCCCAGGUCCCACCUGGGCAUGCUGCAGAUGUGGAGACCCUGGUGAACUUGUGGAUCAGUUAUCUUGUUUGUCCAUUUUUUGUUAGACCAUCCUCUGUUAUGUAUCUUAUAGAUAUGCUGCUCAGAAAACAAACAUGGGACGGUUGUGUUCCAGUGAACAUUAUUGUAGGUGUGCUAUAAUAAUUCUCUACAGACCAUUUCUCAGUACUUCCCUUAAGAAGUUGACUUCUUGUAGCCUGCUUAAUAGAAGGCUCUUAUUAAUCUUUCAUGUAUUUAUUGUAUUAACAGCUUUAUUUAUUUAAUAUUAUAAGGUAUGACUUUGCUUCUUAGACCACUGGUGUGGCUUUGCAUAGAUUUCUU